Messenger RNA from Phytophthora infestans T30-4, 4128 nucleotides. RefSeq lists its product as uncharacterized. The transcript has 4 exons. Gene Ontology annotation, cellular component: endosome; WASH complex. The record is from RefSeq and is a predicted model, not a curated record. Bases 1 to 4128 code for a protein of 1375 amino acids. NCBI's taxonomy places the organism in Eukaryota, Oomycota, Peronosporomycetes, Peronosporales, Peronosporaceae. Gene Ontology annotation, biological process: endosome organization; endosomal transport.
AUGAGCGAGUCUGCCAGGAAGAAGAAGAACUCCAAAGACGUCAGGGACGAGGACGUCAAGUCGCGUAGCAGCUUCAGCGAUAGCCUCUCGGACGAAUCGAGUGUGCUCUCUUCACCUUCGCAGCGCAACCAUCAGCGCCCCAGAUUCGACUCAAAGGCCUCAUGGGCGGAUUCUACGCGCUUCGACAUGGGACGCGCUGACUCUCGCGCCUCCGACGUGUCGGCCAGGGACUUGAGGCUAACGGGGCUCGGAGGGCGGGUGUCUUCUAGCCACAGCCGCCAGCGCUCAGACUCGAGAGCCUCGAGGUUGUCGCGCUCAAGUAGUCGCUCCAGCAUGAGCGGCACCCGGUCCAGACAGUCCUCCUUCGUUUCCAACUUUGGCGUGACCAAAGGCAAGAAACGCAAAGACAGCAACGCGCUGUCGACCAUCACGGAGAACUGGAACCUGGCAGACGAGCAAUUCGGUAGUCCCUUCUCGGAGUUCGACGCGCAGGAGCAACCGAUUCGAGAGGAGCUGCAGAGAGGCUUGGCUAUCAUCAACGACCACACGACUAAGUUGAAGGAGAUUGAGGACGCCAUUACGGCUGCAAUGUCGGAAGUUUGGGGAUAUUGGGCGGACCCAAUCCAGCUGUAUCUCCACCCAGCAGAACGUGUGGAUGUCCAGGAUCUUAUCAAGACGGACAAUGAGCUGUUCAAUAAGGUUCUUACGGUGUUUUCCGUAUUGUGUGACGAAAUCUCGGAGCUCAAAGUGACGGUGGAGGACAAUUUCUACCCGGCGCUGAUCAUGUUUGGCCAGGCGCGUCAUGGAGAGGAAGGCGAAGUAAAAGGAGGAGAAGAUGAAGUUCACAUCGGACGCAUGUUGGCGUUUUUCCAGGAUAUUUCCAACUUUGUGGACCGGUGCAACGCUAUCACCAUCAACAUGAUCCACCAGCUUGCCAGUUUGUACCAGAGCUUCCAGAAACUGUGGAAAUCGACGUUCAAGCUCGUGCAUCUUCACCCCGUGUUCGACGCAUUAGCGAGUCUGCUUGAGGUUAUAAUCACGAUCGAUGCCAUCGUCAUCGACAACCCGAACAUCAUCACGUCCUGGGACAAAUACAAGCGUAUGAUGCAGUAUGUGCGCUCGGACCCGCCCCGUUACAACGUCACAGUGGAAAAGGUGAAGCAGUUCGAACGUCUUCUGGUCAGCCUCGACCAGACGAUCAUGAGUGCUCAAGUGUUCCAGAGUUGCAUUGAGCAGGACUUUGAGGUCUUUUCGGGCGGUGACGUCGCCGAUGACGACGAGGAUCCCGACGGAAGCGACAGUGAACAAGGUGGACGACGUGCGAGCAGCAGUGGGGGAGAGUCACGGAUUGAUAUCCGCACGAAUCGAGUGUUUCUGGAAGAAUUCGUGCACUGUAUCAGCGCUCGCUUGGGCAUUGCUGAGGGUGCGAUUGCUUCAGCUACAGAGACUUUCGAACGAAACGACCUGGUCGGAACAGCGGGACUGUACGUGCUUCUCCGACGACUUCAGCCGUCUAAUGUGCCUGCCGAUCCGGUGCUGUACAAACGACUGUGGGAGACGCAGACAAAGGCUCCGUGUGUGACCAUUUGUGGCAAGAUCAUGUGGUACAUGCCAGAUUUCCUCCUGAAAUACUCGCCGAUGACGUCGAAGAAGCUGCAGCCCACGGAUAUCGUGCAGUUCCGUCGUGAAUAUCUGCACUCGCUGGAUGAAGCCUUCCCAGCCGAUGUAACUACGGCCAAGUUGGAGUUGAGUGCAUGGCUUGUGCGCAUGGAGUCAUUUUUCCAGCCGACUACGCGUGGGACGGGCGAUACCUCUCGGACGUUGAGUGUUCGUGGCAAUUUGAUCCUCAAGGGCUUGAUUCUGGCGAAACGAGUGCAAACGAUGAUGCACACUCUGGUGAACUUGCAUCUCUCGCUUCAGAUUCCGAUGCCCAAGCGAGUUGUGAGGCCCCUCUACACGUGCAUUGAGAUCCUCAAGGCUGUCGAGUUCAUGUUUGCUCGGAAGAACCCCAUCCUGGCUGAAUCCUCCUCGCACUUGCUGCGUCAAGUCGCUCACUCGUUGUUCUCAUUCUUCCGUCCUCUGAAGGCCCAUCUAGAAGCCAGCAAGAAGUUCGAUGAUACCAAACUCGAUGUCUUAGCUGCUGUGACCGUGCUGGAAGACAUCCUCAACUCGGGUGAAUCAUUCUCGUACACGCGUAUCACAGUUCUUGAUCUCGCAGCUCAGAUCGCAAUGAUAUCUCCUGACAAUGGCAGUGCUGCUAGCGAGAAGGGCAGCGACAUGGACACUACGGUUCCAGUGGGGCUUAAGGACGCUGGCGAGCCUGUGAAGCUCAUUUGGAAGCUACGCCUUCUUAGUGAUUUCCAGCGCAAGAUUCGAGGCGCGUGUGAUUGCUCGUUCUUCUAUUGGAGUCGCGAGCUGCUGCAUCCUUUCCUGUCGGAUCUUUACAACCAACCGGAACAAGCGAAUCGCAUCCAAUACGUCGUCGGUGGCUUCUUGGACGCAAUCAAGUUGCUCCGUGGAGCGCAGCACGAGACUGACAACGAGCUGUACGUGAACGCAUAUGCAGAAUUUAUCGAGUCUGUCUUAGAAGAGGAGAUCGUGGAGAAUCUGUGCAAGGAUGUAGAGAAUGAUCUUCGCCUGCACGUCCACUCUGUGCACCUGGACCACCUGGAUGCGCCCAACCCGAAGAGCGCUGACUUUAAAGUGCUCCACUAUUACUUGGAUCUUCGUCCGAUUCGUCUGCAUGGAAAGGCGCUUGAUCUUCGCCAACACGUCACUCAUUAUUUGGAGAGCACGUUCUACAAUUUGACUACAGUGGCGCUCCACGACUGGAAAACUUACGGUGAGAUGCGCAACUUGGCGAACGACAAGUAUGGCUUGAGUCUUGCGGAUAAUCAUCUCCCCAUGGGAUCGCUGGAUCAGGGUCUGGAUAUCCUACAGAUCAUGCGUAACAUUCAGAUCUUUGUUGCUCGGUACAACUACAAUCUGAACCAGCAGUUCUUCCUGGAACGACGCAGCGACAAGGGAUCGAGGCACCUGAACUCCAUCAACAUCCACUCCAUCGCUAGCUCCAUCCGCACGCACGGCAUGGGAAUCAUGAACACGACUGUGAACUUUACGUACCAGUUCUUGACCAAGAAGUUCGACAUCUUUUCGCAGUUCCUGUUUGACGAGUAUAUCAAGAGUUAUCUGCAGCGUGAGAAGCGCUGGUACAAGAAACAUCGCGACGACAAGGAAGUGGACAACAAAUACCCGUUCGAUCGAGCGUUCCAGUUCAACAAGGACAUCCGUAAAUUGGGCGUGUCAGACUCGGGUAAGACCUUCUUGGACCAGUUUCGUAUGCUGAUCACUGAGAUCGGCAAUGCUCUGGGCUAUGUGCGAAUGGUGCGCUCUGCCGGUAUGAAUUACUGCAGCAACGCCAUCAAAUUCGUGCCGGAUCUGAAUCACACGCACUUUAAGUUUGAAGCGUUUGCUGGAGUCGGUGUCGCCGAGGAGAAGAACGAGGAGACAGGAGAAGUGGUCCAAGACGAGAUUGUUGGCGCCAAGUUGUCUCGCGAGACUGUUGUGGCUGCACGCAAUCUGGACUCUGUCAUCUCGACGCUGGCCAAGAACUUCUCGGAGAACAACGACUACUUUAAGGUGCUGGUGAAGGUUUUCCAGGACGUCACCGCCAGCGACGAGCAGAAGCAUUUGGUCAACUUUUACACAAUUAUUCCGGCACUUACUAUCAACUACGUUGAGACAACGGUGCAAGCCAAGGAUCUCAUGUAUAAGAACACCCGUCGCCGCGAAUCGUACUUCUCGGACGAUGGCUUCGCGAUCGGCGUAGCCUAUAUCCUCGCUAUUCUCGACCAGGGAGAGCAAUUUGAUGCUCUGCACUGGUUCGAAGAGGUGGUGCGAAAGUACAAGGUGGAGGAGGAGGCUUACAACGAGAAACAAGCCGAACGUGAAGCGCGCAAACGCGAGCAGGCGGCCAAGAAGCAGAAAGAGACGACUGCUGAGCUCAUUGAUGACGAGGAAGAGGUGCAUACACUGCAACUCACUGCCAAGCGCAUCGAACUGAACCGCCGCGAGUUUGACCUGCUGGACUGGUCUCUUAAUGGUGCGCGCAUUUUUUUCAAGGACUAG